GGAGCAGAUGUGAGAGGAGUGGGCUACAGCAGGGGCCAGACGCGCGGUAAUUAGCCGCGGAUGUUUUAACGGGAAUAACCGGAUUAUGAGGAUUGGAGAAGGAGAAGUCGCCAGAGUUCGGUCUCACACAAGACGAGGGAUUGAGUCAGGCGUCCUCGCCCCCCGGGUCGCCGUGAUGGGGAUAGACCGGCGACGGGGAUCGCUGGCUCUCACCCUGAACUUCCUCGCCUUGUUCCUGGCCGUGUCCGCGCUCACCACCAGCCACUGGUGCGAGGGGACGCGCAAAGUGGUGAAGCCGUUCUGCACCGGCACGUUCACCACCCGGCAGACGUUCUGCAUCCGAUUCAAUAGCUCCAACAUCAACGACACGCGGCUGGUGCAGUACAUCUGGGAGACCGGCGAGGACAAGUACGUGAUGAGGAAGUUUCACACCGGCAUCUGGUUCUCCUGCGAGCAGAACAUCAACAUGACCGGUGAAAAAUGCAGAAGUUUCCUUAAUGUUGCGCCUUCAAAUGAAAGAGGAGUGCUGUGGCUGUGCAUUGUUGCAGAGUGCCUGUACAUCCUCCUGCUGGCCACCGGAGGCAUCCUCAUGUCCAUAGAGGUGUGUCACUUUGGCAAUGUCAUCGACGGCCUCAAGCUCAACGCCUUCGCUGCCAUAUUCACUGUGCUCUCAGGCCUGUUGGGUAUGGUGGCCCACAUGAUGUUCACCACUGCUUUCCAACUCACCGUCAGUCUGGGCCCGGAGGACUGGAAACCUCAGACGUGGGACUACAGCUGGUCAUACAUUCUGGCAUGGAGCUCCUUCACCGCCUGCAUGGCGUCCUCGGUCACCACCAUCAACCGCUACACUAAAACCAUCCUGGAGUUCAAGCACAAGCGCAGAAACAUCGAGAAGAACCUGAAGAUCAAGCAGAAGCUGCUGGAGCUGGACUCUCCGGAGCAAGUGUGGGACAUGUACAUCAGCUCGGUGCCGAGCACCGCCGAGGAGCUGCUGGACCUGUCGUCCAACGGCCGCAAGCUCUCCGACACCUCCCUCUUCCUGGACCUCAACGACCUGCCCGACCCACAGGGAGAGGAGUACUGCUAGAGGGGCCACUUGUAGCCGUGUCAAACAGCAACGUGGCAUUGCCGUGCUCCAUCUGACACAAUGGUAAUUACUGUAAACACAAUGAGACCAUACAAGUGUUUGGCCAUUUGCUGACAGAAUAUAUAAUUCACCCACAUUUGACAUAUUGUGAUCUUAUGAAAUUGAUAAGUCACUGCUGACAGGUUUAGCAUGAAAAACUGAAACCGAUCGAUCUUAACACACGAGACUAUUGACUCGUAUGGACAUGUUAUAUAUGUUCACAGCCCACAUUUACAAAAAUCACUUUAUUUGGACAUUUUGCCUUUAAGCUCCAUUAAACAAUUUUGGAUCAUUUAAAACAACUGGAAAGCACAUUGAAGUUGGCCAGCUAUUCAUUCAGCAGACAUAGAGUCACUUUAGCAUUCGUUUGGAGUCAUUCCUCUGGCCAAUAUUCAUUCUCCUUCGAGCACAGUUUUUGGUCCACACUAACUGGGGAGGCAGUGGACAGUAGGUUUAUUGAGCUCUAUUUAAUGUUAACAGCUGCCUGAUGGAGGUCGGAGUGGACCAGAACAGUACAGAUGUCGGCCAUAACAAAUGGAUGAGCCGAAAGGCAUUGGGGCAACCUGCUACGAUGGGCAGCUUUCAGUUUUUGGUGGAAGUAAGUAGUCAGUCAGUAGGAAAAUCAGUGACGACAUCGAGCUACAAUUUGAAAUUGAGGCAUUGACUCCUGAAACACACAGAACAGGACAAUAGAAGUUUCUAAGGCUAAACCUUUUUUUGUGUUUUGACCACAUUGUUAUGGACUAGCCAGUGUUGGUAUCAGGGCAGAAAUGAAGGCAUUAAGUAGGUAAAAUAUUUGGGUAAUGUAGAAAAAGAUAAUUAUUUUAACCGUAUUUGGCUAUCUGCCUUCUAGGUAGAACAAAAAAAAGAACGCGAAUGCUGGGGAUUGUUACCACGAGACUACCAAUUAUAAUAAUAUAAAUAUAAUUAUUACAUAGUUUUUUUGUUUUUUGUUUUUGUUUUUUUAAAGGCCAAAUCAUACCUUUUUUUUUCUUCUAGUAAAUACUCUGAGGCCCAAUAUCUGCCAUAGGCUUGGGUACCAAAAAACUGCACUUGCUGGCAUACAUUUUUGGAAAACACUUACGUGGAACAGCACCGAUUUUUGUAGUCGAGUACAACUUUCCCAGGAAGACAUAAAUCGUCGGCAGUGUAUUCUCCAGCAGCCGCAAACUUGCUCCAACAUUUGCAGUUACGCUCGCUGCAGCAAAUGUUCCCGUCCGAUUCGCUCGUGCCGUGUGACCCGCCUCGCGGUUUGCAGGCAUUUCCGGCGGGGCGUGUCUCGGGCUGUCUGCCGUUACUGCGGUGUCUCCGAAUUGACGUGGCGACAAUGUGGCGAUGCUAAAAAUGCUACCUUAGUGCUGAGCCGCGUCGCACGAGUCAUUCCACUUCGGCGCCACAGUGGCGUAAACAUUUGUGAUAACGGACGCCGGACCCCUGCCCGAGUGGGCGUCGCCGUGAAAGGGGAAACUGCUUAGACCGCGCGAGUGUGAAAGGAGAGUGAAGCUGAGGACCGGACCAAAGUGUGGCGAUGGAGCCGCGGGGAGAGAGGUCGGUGACCUGAUCAACUAUAGCACACUCGAAUGGCUCUCAAGCCUUUUUGACUCACUGCCCGUUGGGAUUUAUUAGGGAAGGAGAAUGUAUACAUUUGUCGAAGCUGCGCGCCCUUGACUUGCUGUAGAUAUGCACUCUGUGGGGAAGCGCAGCGAUGGGAAGCUCGCACUGAUUCCAAUGUGGCACUCGUACUCCAUUUUGUUUUUUGGAGGUGGUGGCGCACGCCGCCUCCCAAAUGUGAACCAAAUGGAAUUAGUCUGGCACACACCUCGCCAGGUCUCGUGCCCUGUUCUACCGCCGAAGUCAGUGUUUCCGCGUCUCAGUGGUUUUAUGCUCCAUCCACAGGGGAAGGGAAUGGGACGAUGGUGACGUGGGCAGAAGACGCCUCUCGGCCAUGCUGAGUGCCUUUUUCUUACAGACAGCAUGCCGCCGAUCAGACAGCAUGCUCUGCCGCUCACCGCAGUCUGAACCAAGGCAACGCUGUUUUCUCCAACCGAUUCCUGCUUCAGAGCAAACACGUAGCUGUCUGUGCAAAACUGCCAAAAUCGUGCCCGCGACGGGAGCACGCCUCUUUUGAAGCGAGCAGUGUUAAUACUUACCUGACAGUGGGUACCUUUUCUUAUUUGUUCACAGAGCUGUAUCGACUGGGACACUGGAUAAUACCAUUGGUGUGAAAUACAGUGCUUUUUAAGUGCAUUUGAAAUUGUAUAUUGUGUUUGUGUAAUUCUUCCACUUGAUUCUAAAUUCCAUUUCAUCACCCCGGGUGGCAGUGAACGCCUAAGCAUGUAUUGUUGUCUUUGUGUGUAUGUCGGACUUCUUUACAGUGGCACUUCUUGUGUGGUGUUCUUAAGUUACAUUUGUUUGUGGAUAAUUAUUUUGCAACCUAAUGUAUUGAUAUGGAUAAAACUUUCUAUGAGAAGAUUUUAAUUUAAAGGUAAAUGAGACGGGAAUAUCAUAAUAAAGAAAUAUGUUUUUA
Messenger RNA from Scophthalmus maximus (turbot), 3653 nucleotides. It is a transcript of the gene gsg1l2b, whose product is annotated as gsg1-like 2b. NCBI's taxonomy places the organism in Eukaryota, Metazoa, Chordata, Actinopteri, Pleuronectiformes, Scophthalmidae. The transcript has 5 exons. Gene Ontology annotation, cellular component: plasma membrane. The coding region runs from base 86 to 1087 and encodes 333 amino acids. The record is from RefSeq and is a predicted model, not a curated record.